AUGGAGGUCUGCGCUUGCCUGCAGUAUCUCAGGACGCAGCCCGUCUGGCUGUUCGCCCUCACUGCCAUCGGGUUCCUCUCCCUUGCGAAGCUCGGCUUCGCUUCUCUCCGCUGGACAUACGUCAGCUUCCUCCGCCCUGGGAAGGAUCUCAAGCGGCGAUAUGGCAGCUGGGCGGUCGUCACCGGAUCCACAGACGGGAUCGGCAAGGCGUUUGCCUUCCAGUUCGCCCGUGUGGGCCUCAACCUGGUGCUCGUCGGCCGCAACCCAGAGAAACUGAGGGAAACAGCGGCGGCGCUGCGUGAGAAGUACGGGAAAACCCAAGUGGAGACGGUGGUCAUCGACUUCACCGGCGACCUUAACGGCGGGUUGGCGCGGCUGAAGGAGAAGGUGGAGAGAUUGGACGUUGGAGUGCUGGUGAACAGUGCUGGGGCCUCUUAUCCUUACGCGAGGUACUUCCACGAGGUGGACGAGGAGUUGCAGAGGAACCUGAUCAAGGUGAAUGUGGAGGGGGUGACGAAGGUCAUCCAGGCAAUCCUUCCCGGGAUGAUUAAGAGGAAAAGAGGCGCCAUUGUCAACAUCGGCUCCGGCGCCGCCAUAGUCAUUCCUUCAGAUCCACUUUAUGCGGUGUAUGCCGCCACAAAAGCGUGAGUUUUCUUUCCCUCCUCCCUUUUCAAGAUCUAUUUGAAUCUCCCCUUGAUCGGAUGAACUGGGUGACCUUGAUCCGGAAGAAGAUCCAUGAUCCGGGUGACCUUGACCCCAGAUGUUUUCUUCAACGAGUCUUGAACGUUUGAGUAGCCUCUUCGGAAGUUGCAGGUAUAUGGACGGUGAAUCAUUAUCGCCUCUCCAUUAGGCUCUCCUCUUCUCAGAGUGAACUCUGUAUUGCUUUAUAUACCUGAUGAAAUUGAUUUCUCUCUCUCUCUCUCUCUCUCUCUCUCUCUCUUUCUUCUCUUACACUUUUAAUCCGAUAAGAUCCAGUUCUUUCGUCAUUCGUCGACCUCAUCUCAUUCUAGAGGCGGAGUAAUCCUACGGAGUGAUGAGGCUACUUGUAUGCAGUACCACGACUUCGACCAUUUGGAAUUAGUAUUAUUACCUGGGAUUCAUUUGCAGAUCAUCUUGUGUGGCAUAUAAAGCAAUUUCCCCUAUUUUCCGCAGGUAUGUUGACCAGCUGUCCAAGUGCCUCUAUGUUGAAUACCAGAAGAGUGGCAUCGAUGUGCAGUGUCAGGUACGUUCUUUCCUUGAUCCCUAUCGAUGAGCAAAUUUCGACGCCUUUUCCGGGAAUUGAUAAUGUUCUUGCUUUAGAUGUUGAAUCUAUCGGGAUGCAUCCAUCCAUUUUCUCCAUAUGAAUAUGGAAGCUCUAUCUUGUUGAUUAUGAAUAGACCUUUCUCUUUUCUUUUUUUUUUUGAUCUCCGUUGAUUACAAAGACUUUGGUAGACUGAUGGGGGCUUCGGAUCUUUGCUUCCCUGAGGUUUUAUGAAUUGAUGUUCUAAUCUAUGGCUUAUUUUAGCUGAGUUCAUCCGCUGAUAGGGCAGCGGAUAAAAACCCUGGAAGGGUGGAGGUCAAGUAGAUCAAAGCCAAUUUCUUUUGCAAAACAAUCGGAUCUUUUGAGAUGUGAGGAAUAAGAAGAAGGUGUUGGGCCCUUUGCCCACUUUGUUUAAAUAGUCAGCACGAAGAACUUUAGUCUCCAUCAGUGGAAUCUGAGAUUCUGGGGGCGUAAUUGAGGGAUUUAAUGGUGCUGCUGUACCCAGAUUUCUAUCCUCUUUCUUGUUCCGAGCUGUUCUUGCAUCGUUGGUCAAACUGUGAUCCCAGCUUCUAAGUCCUUUUGGUGCGUUUAGAAAAAAGCCUUGUAUCCCAUUAAAAUCUUGAAACUGUUGCUUGUCUUUGACUUCUGUUGGCAAUUUACUGGCAUUUAGAUGGUCAGCAUUGUCGAGUCCAUAGCAGAAAUGAACCAGAGAUCCAUCCAUCCACGAACAUAAACUCUGAAACUAGCUUCCUCUUGGAGAUAAUUCGCAAGCUUUCGGAUGUAGCUUUGACGCCCCAUGGAGCAUUUACUAUGGCUAGUAGCGGGCAUGUGGAGUCAUUUUCUGAAUUCUUUAUACCAAGGAAGAAGAUAUGGAUGGAUAUUAGUCCUUGAAGGUCUCUGCUGAAGUUGUGGGCAGGUCGAUCCAGUCUGUCGCGGGUAGUUUAGUCUUUCUCUGCCCGGCUGGGAAUCAAACCAGCAAAAAACGGAUAGCUUAGUUUUUUCAUUCACUAGAAACUUAUAUGAGAUCAUCUUCUAUUCUAAGACUCUUUGCUGAGGGUGAAGGUAUGGAUGCUAGUCCUUGAAGGUCCGGGUCAAAGUUGUGGGCAGGCGGAUGCAGGCUGUUGCUAGUUGUGUAGUCUUUCUCUGCUUGGCUAGUGAUCAAACCCGCAUAAAAUGGAUAGCUUAGUUUUUCCUUUACUGGAAACUUAUAUGCAGAUCGUCUUCCACCCUAAGAUUCUUCCCUUGGGCUUGUUCAUCUUGGUGUAGGUCCCCUUGUACGUGGCGACGAAGAUGGCUUCAAUUCGGAAGUCCUCCUUCUGGGUGCCGUCGGCCGACACAUAUGCACGGGUGGCGCUGCGGUGGAUUGGCCACGACGUGAGGUGCACUCCCUACUGGCCGCACUCCCUCCUGUGGUGCCUCAUCUCGCUGCUGCCUGAGUGCGCCGUCGACCGGUGGCGCCUGAACUUCUGCCUCAAGAUCCGCAAGAAGGGGAUGCUCAAGGACGCCGCCAGGAAGAAAGAGUGA
Spirodela intermedia is the source of this 2764-nucleotide messenger RNA. NCBI's taxonomy places the organism in Eukaryota, Viridiplantae, Streptophyta, Magnoliopsida, Alismatales, Araceae. The record is from the annotation of a GenBank genome assembly.